CCUGCGCAAUCGCAGCCCUAAACCCUUGUCGCCCUUCUCGUCCGCGUGGUUUCUUCGCCUCGGAGAAGAUCGAUCAAUGGCAGCGUCCGCGAUGCUUCGAGCUAUGAGGCGACGCGAUCUGUCAACGCCCCUCCUGUCCUCCCGCCUCGGAUCCUUAUUAUCAGGAAGCAAUGGCGUGGCGCUAGGUCACAAAUGGACUAACUUGGCUAGAACUUUCAGCUCAAAGCCUCUAGGCAAUGAUAUAAUUGGGAUUGAUUUGGGAACGACAAAUUCUUGUGUUGCGGUCAUGGAGGGAAAGAAUGCUAAAGUUAUUGAGAAUGCUGAAGGAGCCCGUACUACACCAUCAGUUGUAGCUUUUAAUCAAAAAGGUGAAUUGAUUGUUGGAACCCCAGCAAAACGUCAGGCAGUUACUAAUCCAACAAACACGGUUUUCGGUACCAAGCGACUGAUAGGCCGUCGUUUUGAUGAUCCUCAAACACAGAAAGAGAUGAAGAUGGUUCCUUUUAAGAUUGUUAAGGCACCUAAUGGGGAUGCAUGGGUAGAAGCCAACGGUCAGCAAUAUUCUCCUAGCCAGAUCGGUGCAUUUGUUUUGACAAAGAUGAAAGAAACUGCUGAAGCUUACCUCGGUAAAUCCAUUUCGAAGGCCGUGAUUACAGUACCUGCAUAUUUUAAUGAUGCUCAACGCCAGGCUACAAAGGAUGCUGGGAGAAUCGCUGGCUUAGAUGUGCAAAGAAUCAUUAAUGAACCAACCGCAGCUGCACUAGCUUACGGUUUGAACAACAAAGAAGGCUUGAUCGCUGUGUUUGAUCUUGGAGGUGGAACAUUUGAUGUUUCAAUUUUAGAAAUAUCAAAUGGUGUAUUUGAGGUCAAAGCUACAAAUGGCGACACCUUCUUGGGCGGUGAAGAUUUUGACAAUGCUCUUGUCGAAUUUUUGGUCGAUGAAUUCAAGAGAUCUGAAGCAAUAGAUCUUUCAAAAGACAGACUAGCUUUACAAAGACUUCGUGAAGCAGCAGAGAAGGCUAAGAUUGAACUAUCGUCGACUUCGCAGACUGAAAUCAACCUUCCAUUCAUAACUGCUGAUGCUUCUGGAGCAAAACAUAUGAAUAUCACUCUUACAAGAUCAAAGUUCGAGACCUUAGUAAAUCACUUAAUUGAGAGGACCAGGAGUCCCUGCACAAAUUGUCUCAAGGAUGCCAACAUAAGCAGCAAAGAAGUCGACGAGGUUCUUCUAGUUGGUGGAAUGACUCGAGUUCCGAGGGUUCAGGAAAUAGUUUCUGAGAUCUUCGGAAAGAGCCCUAGCAAGGGAGUGAAUCCAGACGAAGCUGUUGCAAUGGGAGCUGCUAUCCAAGGUGGUAUUCUUCGUGGAGAUGUUAAGGAACUUCUCUUGUUAGAUGUGACACCCUUAUCGCUCGGCAUCGAAACUCUCGGCGGUAUCUUUACAAGAUUGAUCAACAGAAAUACUACCAUCCCCACAAAGAAGAGCCAGGUGUUCUCUACGGCGGCUGACAAUCAAACCCAGGUUGGAGUCCGUGUGUUGCAAGGCGAGCGCGAAAUGGCUGCUGACAACAAGCUCUUGGGCGAGUUUGAGCUCAUCGGUAUUCCACCAGCACCUCGCGGCAUGCCACAAAUCGAGGUCACAUUUGACAUUGAUGCCAAUGGGAUCGUGACUGUCUUUGCAAAAGACAAAUCCACUGGAAAGGAGCAGCAGAUCACUAUCCGCUCGUCCGGCGGGCUCUCUGAGGAUGAGAUCGAGAAGAUGGUCAAGGAGGCCGAGUUGCACGCCCAAAAGGAUCAAGAGAGGAAAGCCUUGAUUGACAUCAAGAACAGUGCCGACACCACAAUCUACAGCAUCGAAAAGAGCCUGAAUGAGUUCAGGGACAAAAUCCCUGCUGAGGUUGCCAGUGAGAUCGAGUCAGCUGUUUCUGAUCUACGCAAAGAGAUGGCGGGGGACAACAUCGACAGCAUCAAGGCCAAGCUUGACGCAGCUAACAAGGCUGUUUCGAAGAUCGGGCAGCACAUGCAGGGAGGAAGCUCGGGUGGAUCAUCGUCUUCCGGAGGGUCUCAAGGUGAUCAAGCUCCAGAUGCAGAAUACGAAGAGGUGAAGAAGUAAGGUAAGGAUCAGCGUCAGUAAUCAGACUCUGAUUUUGGACUUGUACAUGAGGAUGAUCUUUAAGUAGUUGAUUUCUGAAAUAGGACUUUGCAUCGCUACUUGUUAUUGUCGGGUUUAUUUCUGGUUAUGGUUGGGAAGAGCAAAUUUAGUAUGCUCUGUUUUGACUGUGAAGAGGUUAUCUAGCAGUUGAUGUUACGUGUUACUUUUUUUAGUGAAUUUUCUAUCGAGUUAUUUAUACUUA
Zingiber officinale is the source of this 2351-nucleotide messenger RNA. RefSeq names its product heat shock 70 kDa protein, mitochondrial. Gene Ontology annotation, molecular function: ATP-dependent protein folding chaperone; heat shock protein binding; ATP hydrolysis activity. NCBI's taxonomy places the organism in Eukaryota, Viridiplantae, Streptophyta, Magnoliopsida, Zingiberales, Zingiberaceae. Gene Ontology annotation, cellular component: cytoplasm; mitochondrion. Bases 77 to 2110 code for a protein of 677 amino acids. The transcript is spliced from 6 exons. Gene Ontology annotation, biological process: cellular response to unfolded protein; protein refolding. The record is from RefSeq and is a predicted model, not a curated record.